AUGUCGCCGCUGAUGCAGCGCCUUGGCGGCGGGUUGCAGCACUGCUCAGUGACGCCAUGGAGCGCCGAGCUGCAGCCGCAGCAGCAGCAGCAGAAGCUGCAGGAGCUGCCCGGGCGGCAGCUGCAACCCGGCGACCUGGUGGAUACGGCGGUGGCGGCAGCUGCAGAGGCGGCGGGCCGUCGGCUGGGGGAUGCAGAGCUGCGGCUGGUGCAGCGGCUGCGGGACAAUUGGCUGGAGACGGCCGCGGACGUCGCCGCGUUGAGCCGGGAGGACGCGGCGGCGCUGUCGGUGCCACUGAAGGUCUGGAGCUAUAUCGGCAGCACCCUGGCCUCGGCGGCGGACGGCCCCGCUACGGAAGGCGCCCGGGCGGACGCGGCUGCCGAAGAGGCGGCCGAGGGCGCCGAGACGCCUGGUCGAAGCGAGGGCGGCGGCGACGGCGCGGCGGAGCUGCAUCCGGACAUAAUGCAGCGCCGCGCGCCGCCGCGGCGCCGCCUUUUCUCGCGGGCGCAUGUGCGGGUGACGCGGCGCACCAAGCAGGCGCCGUACGGCCUCAGGGUGCGAUUCGAUUGA
Messenger RNA from Monoraphidium neglectum, 570 nucleotides. RefSeq lists its product as hypothetical. Bases 1 to 570 code for a protein of 189 amino acids. The transcript has 3 exons. The record is from RefSeq and is a predicted model, not a curated record. Lineage: Eukaryota; Viridiplantae; Chlorophyta; Chlorophyceae; Sphaeropleales; Selenastraceae.